Messenger RNA from Microthlaspi erraticum, 1188 nucleotides. The record is from the annotation of a GenBank genome assembly. Lineage: Eukaryota; Viridiplantae; Streptophyta; Magnoliopsida; Brassicales; Brassicaceae.
AUGACGAUCGGAGAGUUUCCAUCCGACUCCUUUGGUACUUGUUUCCUUCUUUGUCUUCCAAAAGAUCUAACUGGUGCUAUCUCUCGUCUUCUUUCUCCAAGCGAUAUCUGCAACCUAUGCUUGUGCUGCAAAAGCCUCUGUGCCCUUGUGGAUACAGAGGAUAUAUGGCUUGCGCAGUGUGAGCUUGUAAAGGUUCUUCCUUUAUCUGAAAUCUUACAGUGGCGAACCGGGAUUCGUUCUUACAAGGGGCUUUGUCGGUUUCUUGUUGAGGUAAUGAAGCCUCUUGUUGGGAUUUGGGUUCACGAACGCCCUAUACUUGGGAAUGUUGUUUAUGUGAUGCCUGGUUUCUUGUCUGUUGUUGGUUGCCGGAUAAUCCCACAAGAGGUUGGUCCUCUGGGGAUUCAGGAAGGUCGAGUUAUAUGGUCACCGGUCUUUGAGAUAAUCUGCAUAUUUGAUGGCUCCAACAAGUUUUUCCUCCAUGGAAGCAACGGAGAAGACUUUUUCUUGUACCCUGGUUGCGUUACGGGCAUCGAGAAGAGUUGCAAUGUGCUUCUACUCGAAGUUGAGCCAAGGCGAGAGAAGAGUUUGUGCCGUGAAGAAGAAGUCUCAAGAAAGGUAUCAUUUUGGGAUCUCUGUUUUAAAGAAAAAAGUGUCUUACUUGAGCUAGUGACAAACCAUGUAGGUCUGCAUGUGCCUGAAUCAUUGACAGAAACGUUGUUUCCUACUUUGAAAGACGAUGAUGAGAAGAUGUUGGAACGCAGAGCCAUGCUCCUUAAAAUGCACAGGUUUGGUGGCAAUUGGAAGGACAAGAACCUCGAGGAGGAGGAGUUGUGUUACAAUCCUAUGCAGGUAGACAUAAAUGGGAGGUGGGAACAUCUCAGUCAUCACUUUCUUAAGGAAGAGGAUAUAGAGAAUCGCCAAAGCUUUCUUAGCUCUGGUGAUACAUUCGGUCUUAGUCUCAAAGCUUCCUACAUUGAGACGUCUUCUUACUUAGGAGGUUGGCCAAAGAUGAACCUAAACCACUUUGCCUUUUAUAAACUACCGGUUAAGAGUCCCAUGAAGGACCAAGCGUAUGCCGGUUUAUGGGGAGUGACUUAUGGAUGGCCACCUGAGAAAUGUAUUGAAGAUGAUGAAGGUAAAACCGGCAAGGCUCUUUACUUAGUGAUGCUCACGUAUGAGCAGUAUUAA